AUGGAAGAGCACGCCCACGCGUCAACCCGCAAGAGUGAGAUGGAAGAGCACGCCCACGCGUCAACCCGUGAGAGUGAGAUGGAAGAGCACGCCCACGCGUCAACCCGUGAGAGUGAGAUGGAAGAGCACGCCCACUCGUCAACCCGUGAGAGUGAGAUGGAAGAGCACGCCCACGCGUCAACCCGUGAGAACCUCCAGGUGGAGACACAACAGAGAGUGAAAGAGAGAGAUUCAGUCACUCUUACAUGUAAAACCACCUGCAGACUGACUGAAGAAACAACAUUCAUCUGGUCCAGAAACACACAGAUAUUAACUGAACACACAGUGAAUGAGUUUCAUCUGCAGUCAGUCAGUCGUCAUGAUUCAGGACUCUAUAGAUGUGCUAUAAGAGGAUACGAACAUCUGCCCUCUUCCCCUUAUAAUCUAAAUGUAAGAUAUCCUCCAGAGAAAACCUCAGUCUCCAUCAGUUCUUCUGGUGUAAUAGUGGAGGGUGAUUCAGUGACUCUGACCUGCAGCAGUGAAUCAAAUCCACCUGUUCACAUCUACAGCUGGUUUAAGGAUAAUAAAACCUUACCUGUCGGAUAUGGACAGACGUUCAGCAUCACUAACUUUAGCUCCAGUCUCAGUGGAGGGUUUUACUGUGUGGCUCAGAAUAAACAUGGAUCUCAGAGAUCAGAUGCUGUAUCACUCACUGUCAAAGGAAACACUCCAGCUGUGAUUGUGCUCACGGUGGCUGUGGUUCUGGCUGUUAUCAUGACAUCUGUCAUUCUAAUGGUUGCCAUAGUGAUGUUUAUCAGAAGAGAAAAAGUGCCAACAUUAGAGGAGGAAAAUAACCAAGAAAAGAUGGUGGCACCAGAGGCAGCGUACAUGACCCUUGACCCCACAUCCAGAUGUGCUGAUUACGACACACUGCAUGAUACUACGAUUAAAAGCGCUGGUGAUCAAACAAGCAUCUCUGAAGCUCUGGAUCCAACGUAUUAUAACGUUGACAAUUAAAUAUUCUCCUUAAAUACCUCUACUGUUUUUUUAUUGUUGAAUGUUAUGACCAGUGUUGUCUUUAUUCAAAGACAUUUAUAAAUUUGUGCAAGACUCAAGGAGGGAUUUUUUAAAAAAUUGUUUAAUCUCAGAAACAUACAUGAUUUAGCAAACACAUCACCAAAACACAUAUAUUUGUGUAAUUGGGGAAAAGACUGCAUGUGGGUCUUUUUUUGCACUUUGAAGAAAUUCUGUCAACGUGUGUUCUUGUAGUUAUAUGUACCUGCCUGUAGGUGGCGUGUCAGGUUGAUUAAGCACGGCAGAGGCGAAGUGGUGAGGUGCUGUCCGAUGUGCUGAAAUGGACAAUUUUUGCUUCAGAAAAUAGAGUUCUUUUGAUUUACACAUCACCUUGUAUGCAAUUUGUAACAUUUUAUGACACACCAUGCAGCAUUGACUGUUAAUAAAGGAAGGAUUCACCCAAAAAUAAAAAAAUAGAUGUAUUCACCCUCAUGUCGUUCAGACCUGUACAUGACUCUUUCUUCAGUGGAAUACAAAAGAACACAUUUUGAGAAAUUUCUCUGUGGUUUUGUGCCCAUGCAGUUGAUUUCAAUUGGGUCCAAUGUUAUUUAUUAAUAAUUACUUUUUCAACGUUCUUCAAAAUGUGUGUUCUGCAGAAGAAUUUUCUGCAAAAAUCUUUUUUGACAGGUUUUGAAUGACAUAAGGAUGAGUAAAUGAUGAAAGAAUUGUCAAUUUUGUGUGUCUCUUUAACUUUUAUAAUAUUGUAUUG
Molecule: messenger RNA, 1762 nt
Organism: Triplophysa rosa
Lineage: Eukaryota; Metazoa; Chordata; Actinopteri; Cypriniformes; Nemacheilidae
Product: B-cell receptor CD22-like
Exons: 7
Coding region: 1-996 (331 amino acids)
Source: RefSeq, a predicted model, not a curated record